AUGUUAGCAGCAUCAGAAGCCCUUACGCCAGCCCAGAAGGAGCACUUCCUCCAGCACGGCUGGCUGAAGCUGACCAACUGCUUCACAGCAGAGGCGGCAGCCGAGAAGACCAAGGAUGUCUGGACCCGUCUCGGCAUGUCUGCCGACGACAAGAACACCUGGACCCAGAACAAGAUCCACAUGCCGUCGCACUGGUCCUUCGACAGCGCCGAGUUCGCACCUCGGGCCUGGGCGGCCAUCUGUGAGCUCUGCGGCGGCGAGGAUCGCAUCAACCCGGCCUCGCGGCAGUGGCGGGACAGCUUUAUCGUGAACCUGGGCAUGCCCGAGGCCGCUGGCCGCGUGGUACCGCCGCGGGAGCUGACUGAGUGGCACGUAGACGGAGACUUCUUUGUGCACUACCUCGACAGCCCCGAGCAGGCAUUGCUGGUAAUCCCCCUGUUUACGGACAUUCGACCCGGAGGCGGUGGUACGAUGAUCUGCCCCGACGGGAUACCUAGGGUCGCCAACUACCUGUAUGACCAUCCGGAAGGCGUGUCACCCAUGAUGCGCACGCGUGCAAGUGCGGAUUUCUCGGUUGUAGAUUACAAGAGAAAGGAUGAUAAUCAGUGGUUCAAUGAGCUUGCGAAGAGAAGCAAGACGUUUGUUGAAGUUACAGGGAGCGUCGGUGAUGUGUUUCUGCUACAUCCCCUGAUGCUCCAUAGUGCCACAAAUAACGCACUCAGGGAUGUGAGGAUCAUCACGAACCCACCGGUCAGCCUAAGAGAGCCCCAUUGUUUUGACCGACCCGAUGGAAAUUAUAGCCUGGUAGAGCAGACGACUAUGCAGAGCGUUGGCGGAGAAGACAGGUUCAGGGGCUGGAAGAUCACCCAACCAAGGGAGGCAAUCAGGCCACGGAUGUGGGACGACAAAGAGCGUAUGAAGCUCGAUGAGAUCAAAAGAAUAGAGGAAGCUCGGAAGAUCACUGCUUACUAG
Messenger RNA from Neoarthrinium moseri, 972 nucleotides. RefSeq lists its product as uncharacterized. The record is from RefSeq and is a predicted model, not a curated record. The transcript has a single exon. Lineage: Eukaryota; Fungi; Ascomycota; Sordariomycetes; Amphisphaeriales; Apiosporaceae. The coding region runs from base 1 to 972 and encodes 323 amino acids.